UUGCUGAAGCCAUUUCCAUUUUUUGUAUGCCAUGUGUUUUUAUCUAUCAAUUAUUGCACCAGGUUAUUAUUCCUCUUAUGAAGAGAUGUUCACUCUCUUUUCCUCAGGGCGUAGUGGGCCAAUUGCAGAGGCUGCCCCCAAGAAGAAAUCAGACCCACACGUUGUCCAGCAAUUGAUGAAGGUGGUGCUGAAGUCCCUAACAUCAGAGCGACAUAACUGCCUUGUGUCGAAGAGGUCAGACAUUCCAACGGCAGAAAGUCGGGCAGAGAGAUUGCUGAGGUUAGAUGGGGGGAAUGGCAUGGAGGACGAUCUUUCAAAGCUGGCGCUGAAUAACAGUCCGAACAAGCGGUACUUCCGUGCUUCUACGGGGAUGCAUUUUGAGGUGCGCGACUUGCUUGCGCAAACGCUUGGAAAGAUGAAUGACUGGAAUGAGACCUCAGGGUCAUCUGAAAUGGAUUGGAAUCUUCUGUGGUCCUGGUCAUCUAAACCAGGUGUCAAGUUCUCGGAGUUGCUGGUGUGGCAACGCGUUAACCACUAUCCGAACGCAAUUCAACUUACUCGUAAGGACCUACUGAAGCGGCAUCUUGUGCAUUUCAGCCGAAUGCACGAGAGAACAGAUGUGAAAGGCAAAGGCGAGUUUGAUAUAAUGCCUACAACUUUCACGUUGCCUGGUGAAUAUAGGCAAUUUGUUGAAGCGUUUGAAGAAUCUGAGGAGGAAGAACGUAACCGAGCCUUGCAGUCUUCCGUCGCGUCCGAGUCAGUUGUCACCACCGACUCCCAUUCCGGGAGUUUCGCGGGAAAAGGAAAUCAGGAUGCCUUGCAGAAGACAGGGUUAACAAAAGGCCCGCAACAAGGAGCGGACAAGCCUGGAAGGGCCGCAAACAAUGAUGGCGAUAUUCCUGCCACUAACCGACAAGUAAGACAUAUUGUUGAGGGUUCAAUGCCUUCAGACGUCAAACAGAAUGAGGGCGAGAGAGACCAGUCAAGUGAUGCAAAGAAAUGUGGUAUGCAGCUGCUUCACAGUGAGAAUGAAGUUGGUUUGGAGGCUGCAACAGAACAAGAGAAGUGUUACAGGAGUGGACUGCAGAGUGCAAGGAACAGAGAGGAGGCAGGUUGGUCAUUGAAGAGGCUUGGCGUCUUCAGGAAGCAGCUUGGCUGGAGAGAACGAGGGUGUUGGAGCGCUCGUCCGGAUCUUUGCAGCAUUGCCGGCAGAACCAGCUGGGGGCACUGGACACACAACCUGCGCUGCAUUCGCAGGCAGUCUGCAUGUGGUGCUCAAGAAACUGACCAAAGGAUUACAAGAUAUGCGGACCACCUCCGUAGGAGUCUAGAGAUGCUGAGACAAAGCAGCUGCUCGGAACGAAUCGCUGGUACAUCGGCGUACUGUUCAGUGCCUGGUAUGAAACAAGGCAUAGUGCACAGCAAUGCAAUGCAGUCUGAUGAUGGCUGUGACGGGGUUGGCAUCAGACUUCAUUCAUCUGUAUGCGCUGAUAGAGUUGGAACGUGUAACGGGUUUGAUGAAAUCGGUAAUGAUGUCCUCGUCGAGGUAGAUCAGGGCAAGAAAGCUGAAGCAUGUGUUGACGCGCUCAACAGGGCUGAUGGGCAGGUUAUGGGGAUCUUGGAUAAGAAAGAUGGCAACAAUUGUGAUCCAAGGAAGGAAGACGAUGGAGGUCAUUGUAAAGGCUAUGCGAGGAAAGAAGUGAAUGCUGCAACUGACAGCUACUUUCGAAUGGCAAAGGGUUCACUGGAUGACAGCGGUCCAUGCCGUGCUCAGCAGGAGCAGGAAAGCACAAACGCCGACGUCUCUGAAAGAAAGAAAUGGACACCUGAAGUGGACGGGGGGCUGGCAGAAGCCAGUGCUUCUGUGAAGGAACCACACAACAUUAAGCUGGUUACCGCAGACAUGGAGCGGAGUAAUGGUCACUUUGAGGGGGUUAGCUCUGCAUCGGGCAUGGUUGCGGGAAAGGAUGCGAUGGAGGCAAACAAUGCUCCGAUGCAGCAAGGUGAGGAAACGCAGCGUGAUUGCAAAUGCAGCCAGGCCCAGGGGGAACAUAGCGAAAACUUGUGGAUCAUGAAGCCAAUUGGCCAGUCCAGGGGACGUGGCAUCUUCCUCAUCAAUGACAUCAACGAGAUUUCCUAUGGCUCUCCUAUGGUUGUCCAGCGGUACAUCUCCAGGCCCCUUUUGGUGGAUGGCUACAAGUUCGAUCUGAGAAUUUAUGUCUUGGUGACAUCCUUCAACCCACUUGAAGCUUUCCUGUAUAAGGAGGUACCUGUGAGAACACUCAUGGACAGACAUAAGUGCAGGUGCACGUACUUCUGACGGGUGUGUGAUCACUUCCUGCUCAACCACACAAAUGUGGUGAACCUUUCAUUACAAUUUGCCACGAAAGCAUGCGAAAAAUGAACAAACUUUCUUUGCAAAC
Messenger RNA from Chara braunii, 2423 nucleotides. The record is from the annotation of a GenBank genome assembly. NCBI's taxonomy places the organism in Eukaryota, Viridiplantae, Streptophyta, Charophyceae, Charales, Characeae.